Messenger RNA from Culicoides brevitarsis, 1023 nucleotides. It is a transcript of the gene vilya, whose product is annotated as RING finger protein vilya. NCBI's taxonomy places the organism in Eukaryota, Metazoa, Arthropoda, Insecta, Diptera, Ceratopogonidae. Bases 91 to 897 code for a protein of 268 amino acids. Gene Ontology annotation, molecular function: SUMO transferase activity. The transcript is spliced from 2 exons. Gene Ontology annotation, cellular component: synaptonemal complex. Gene Ontology annotation, biological process: homologous chromosome pairing at meiosis; reciprocal meiotic recombination; protein sumoylation. The record is from RefSeq and is a predicted model, not a curated record.
GAUCACAGUAAGCCUCCGGAAGGAUUGUCAGUCAUUUGUGAGCGAUUUUACGACGUGACAAGACGUAUUUGUGCCAAAUCUCCGGAGAAAAUGUCCCAAAACAUAUCAUGGAUCCAUUGCAACAUCUGCACACAUCUCUUCAAGCACAAGGAUCGUCGAUUUUUCGUCUUGUCCUGCCAACCAAAGCAUCUUCUCUGCCACAUUUGUAUGGGAAAGACGAACCAAGGCAAGAUGUGUCCGUUGUGCAAAUCGAAGGCAACUUACAUGGAAAUCACAAAUUCCAUGAAUCCCCAUGCCAAGCAGUACUUCGACUAUCAAGGUUGUCGCACAAAUCAGCAGGAAAUGAAGCGAAUUCGUGACUUUCAGAUGUACCAAAUGAAUCGCUUAGUCACUGCCACGAAUGGUGUGCAAGUUAAACUCCGAAAAGCGAAGGAAUACAAAGAACGCGUUGCUUCAGACUGGCAAAAGAAGACAGCAAAAACCAAAAAAGCCCGUGUUUAUCGUCGACAAUUGCAGGAACGCUUGAAAAAUCGGAUGAAAUUCCUUCGUGACGCGAAAAAAGUCAAAAAUAUAUCGCGUCAUUCCACAAGUUCGGGUUACUCGUCGCAAUCGAUGGGCGACAAAAGCUCCGAAACGAUGAUUUUUAAUGCGCCCGUCGAUGAUGUCUUUGAGAAACCCAAGAAAACGAGCAGUUUCUUCGGCGAUAGCGCAGGAACGCCCCUCAUAAAUCGUCAUUGCAAGGAGAAAUUGUUCGGGGCGACACCGAAAUUGAGUCCUAAGAUACCAUUCAGCUCACAAAAGGCGAGCACACCGAACGACAAGAGCCGCACAAAGGUUCUUACGCAGGAAUUUUCCUUCCAAAGUACUCCGUCGACUAUUUCUCGUCAUCGUCGUUGAGUUGUUGUUCAAUAUUUGUUAAUAAUUUCCAUUAAAAUGACCCAAAAUGACAUUAAAUGUCGAAAUUUAUUCAAAAUUUGUUAAAAAAUAAACAAUUUCCAUACUUUUCAAUGAUUUUUUUUAUUA